AUGAGACUCCCCAAACUCCUCACUUUCUUGCUUUGGCACCUGGCUUGGCUGGACCUGGAAUUCAUCUGCACUGUGUUGGGUGCCCCUGACUUGGGCCAGAGACCCCAGGGGGCCAGGCCAGGCUUGGCCAAAGCAGAAGCCAAGGAGAGGCCCCCUCUGGCCCGGAGCAUCUUCAGGCCGGGGGGUCACAGCUAUGGUGGGGGGGCCGCCAGUGCCAGGGCAAAGGGGGGCACCGGGCAGACAGGAGGCCUGACACAGCCCAAGAAGGAUGAACCCAAAAAGCUGCCCCCCAGAUCGGGUGGCCCUGAACCCAAGCCAGGACACCCUUCCCAGACAAGGCAGGCAGCAACGCGGACGGUGACCCCAAAAGGACAGCUUCCCGGGGGUAAGGCACCUCCAAAGGCAGGAUCUGUCCCCAGCCCCUUCCUGCUGAAGAAGGCCAGGGAGACGGGGCCCCCUCAAGAGCCCAAGGAGCCGUUCCGCCCGCCCCCCAUCACGCCCCAUGAAUACAUGCUCUCGCUGUACAGGACGCUGUCUGAUGCUGACAGAAAGGGAGGCAACAGCAGCGUGAAGUUGGAGGCUGGCCUGGCCAACACCAUCACCAGCUUUAUUGACAAAGGGCAAGAUGACCGAGGUCCUGUGGUCAGAAAGCAGAGGUACGUGUUUGACAUUAGUGCCCUGGAGAAGGACGGGCUGCUAGGGGCCGAACUGCGGAUCUUGCGGAAGAAGCCCUCGGACACGGCCAAGCCAGUGGCCCCUGGCAUCGGGCGGGCUGCCCAGCUGAAGCUGUCCAGCUGCCCCAGCGGCCGGCAGCCGGCAGCCUUGCUGGAUGUGCGCUCCGUGCCAGGCCUGGACGGAUCUGGCUGGGAGGUGUUCGACAUCUGGAAGCUCUUCCGAAACUUUAAGAACUCGGCCCAACUGUGCUUGGAGCUGGAGGCCUGGGAACGGGGCCGGGCCGUGGACCUCCGUGGCCUGGGCUUUGACCGGGUGGCCAGGCAGGUCCACGAGAAGGCCCUGUUCCUGGUAUUUGGCCGCACCAAGAAACGGGACCUGUUCUUUAAUGAGAUUAAGGCUCGCUCGGGUCAAGAUGAUAAGACGGUGUACGAGUACCUGUUCAGCCAGCGGCGAAAAAGGCGGGCCCCGCUGGCCACGCGCCAGGGCAAACGGCCCAGCAAGAACCCCAAGGCCCGCUGCAGUCGGAAGGCGCUGCAUGUCAACUUCAAGGACAUGGGCUGGGAUGACUGGAUCAUCGCGCCCCUUGAGUACGAGGCCUUCCACUGCGAGGGGCUAUGUGAGUUCCCCUUGCGCUCCCACCUGGAGCCCACGAACCACGCAGUCAUCCAGACCCUGAUGAACUCGAUGGACCCUGAGUCCACACCACCAACCUGCUGCGUGCCCACACGACUGAGUCCCAUCAGCAUCCUCUUCAUUGACUCCGCCAACAACGUGGUCUAUAAACAGUAUGAGGACAUGGUCGUGGAGUCUUGUGGCUGCAGGUAG
Messenger RNA from Neomonachus schauinslandi (Hawaiian monk seal), 1500 nucleotides. It is a transcript of the gene GDF5, whose product is annotated as growth differentiation factor 5. Gene Ontology annotation, biological process: SMAD protein signal transduction; BMP signaling pathway. The transcript is spliced from 2 exons. NCBI's taxonomy places the organism in Eukaryota, Metazoa, Chordata, Mammalia, Carnivora, Phocidae. Gene Ontology annotation, molecular function: cytokine activity; growth factor activity. Gene Ontology annotation, cellular component: extracellular region. The record is from RefSeq and is a predicted model, not a curated record. The coding region runs from base 1 to 1500 and encodes 499 amino acids.